UCUGUUCCUUUCUCAGUCCAAAGUUAUCUCUUCCUUUUGAUUUGUUCUAUUUAAAUCCUUGUCCUUCACUUAUCUUUCUCCCCGGCUAAAACAAAAAUCUCAGUCAAACAAAAUUCACAGAAUUUUUUUCAAAGACGGCGGCUUAUUUUUAAUUAAUCGAAGUUGAUCAUUCGUCUCCACUCUCCUUGGUGGUAUUGAUUACAUCUUUAGAGUGAGGAGAGAUCUUUUUAAAUGUCCAAAUCUCAUUCGUCGUGUCUUUAGCUUUCCUCUUCCAUCAGAUAAGCUCAAAGUUUUUUGCUUUUCCUCACUUUCUGCUAAACAAAUUCCUUGGAGACUGAGGUUUCCCAUUAAGUGAUAUUGUUCCUGGUGACCUUAACCGGAUUCAGGACAUGGCUAACCGAACAGACAACUCCAAUCGCUGUUCGAAUGGUAAAAAGAUGAAUGAUGGAAUGAAACUCAUUAUAGCAACAUUCAUAGGAAUAGUUAUUGGUUUCUUCUUGGGUAUAUCUUUCCCUACUUUGUCACUUACAAAAAUAAAUUUCGCCUCUAGCAUUCUUCCUUCUGUUAAUAUUGCUUACGUUGAAGAUGAGACACCAGAAACAUCCAGUGAAACUCUUUUGCACACAUGGUCAUCUAGGACUCCUUCGUUACAUGGGGCUAAUGCAUCAUCACAUUGGAAGAUAUGGGUUCCAUCGAAUCCCCGAGGUGCAGAGAUGCUGACUCCUGGUAUCGUUGCACCUGAAUCAGAUUAUUUCUUACGCAGACUUUGGGGUUUGCCUGAGGAGGAUAUACCUGUGAAGCCAAAGUAUCUCAUUGCUUUCACAGUCGGUUUGAAUCAAAGAGUAAACGUUAAUGCUUGUGUCAAGAAGUUUUCAGAAGAAUUGUUCACCAUUGUUCUGUUCCAUUACGAUGGAAGAACCACUGAAUGGGACCAAUAUGAAUGGUCUAAGCGCGCAAUACACGUGAGCGUGCCAAAGCAAACCAAAUGGUGGUAUGCUAAAAGGUUUCUGCAUCCUGACAUCGUGGCACCUUAUGACUACAUAUUCAUCUGGGAUGAAGAUCUUGGUCUUGAACACUUUAAUGCAGAAGAGUACAUUAGGCUUGUCAAGAAGCACGGUCUAGAGAUAUCGCAGCCUGGUGUGGAGUCUAAGAAAAAGAUCACUUGGGAGAUAACAAAGAGGAAAACCAAAGGAGAAGUUCACAAGGACGCCAAGGAGAAACCUGGUCGAUGCAAUGAUCCUCACUUACCUCCAUGUGCAGCGUUUAUAGAGAUUAUGGCUCCAGUAUUCUCGAGAGACGCAUGGCGUUGCGUGUGGCAUAUGCUUCAGAACGACUUGGUUCACGGUUGGGGUCUUGAUUUUGCACUUCGUAAAUGCGUUGAGCCUGCACAUGAGAAGAUAGGAGUUGUUGAUUCUCAGUGGAUCAUUCAUCAGACUAUUCCUUCUUUAGGCAGCCAGGGAGAGGAACACGACGGUAAAGCAGGGUGGCAAGGGGUGAGAGACAGGUGUAAACGGGAAUGGACAAUGUUCCAAAGCAGAAUGGCGAGUUCGGAGAACAGGUAUCUCAAGGAACUUGCAGCAGCAUCUGCAAACUCUACUACUAUUCCUUAGUCGCGAAGAAACUAAACAAACAGAAAGAUGAGCGCUGGUGACUCAAAACCAAGACUGUUGUAGCCAAGGUCCAUAAAAAGGAUAUUUUUCUUUUUUACUGUUCAUAUGUUGAUUAUGACUAAGCAAAUUCAAACAUGUAAUUUUCUGAAGAUGAUUAAGCAAAAACUAUACACACAGCCACAGGACACAAUUUUUUAAAGAGAACAAUAAGAGAUUGUUGAUUGUUUUUC
Messenger RNA from Raphanus sativus (radish), 1840 nucleotides. RefSeq lists its product as uncharacterized. The transcript is spliced from 15 exons. NCBI's taxonomy places the organism in Eukaryota, Viridiplantae, Streptophyta, Magnoliopsida, Brassicales, Brassicaceae. The coding region runs from base 390 to 1610 and encodes 406 amino acids. The record is from RefSeq and is a predicted model, not a curated record.